AUGAAAUUUGCAAAGGAGCUCGAACAAGACCUGGUGCCAGAAUGGCGGGCAAAAUACUUCGAUUACAAGAUUGGGAAGAAAAAAGUCAAAGCAGUCGCACGGGCUCUCAAAAGCGUCAAUCAAACUCCCAGGACGCCUGGACGCCAAUUACCCUCCAACCUUCUCAAUAAUGCCUUCCAAUCGCCCAUCCGCAACCAUGCCGCUCGACACACCUCAUCCCCACACACAACCCCAGAGCGUCGCGCCUCAGCUCUCACGUCCUAUGGCUCUGCGAAAGACACGCUUCGAGGCCGAUCAACCUCAUCGCAAAUUGGUCCUUAUGAAGAAAUCAGCUCGGAAGGAAGCUCAGAAGGGCGAGAGGGGUCAGCACCGUUGACUAUACCUGGCCAAGGGAUUUCGCAGGGAGCAAUAGAUGAUAUCAUUGCAACACCACCACCGCGCAACAUACCAAUGGGCCCGCCUUCCCUCGAGCUGCCAGACCCGGCCCUCUCCCCCAGCGAAGAGGCCUUUCCUCGUCAUAACCGUGCUUGGCGCCAAAGCCGGUUCAAUCCCAAUUCGCACCCUACUCCGCCACCUGUGAGAAAUGAGGGCAAGCCUGGAGAUGCAUAUGAAGUCGGUAAGACUUCCGUGCCAUCCAAGCUAGGUUCUUCUCAACUUCUGCCAAAGAACAAGAAUGUCUUUAAGACCCGAAGAACGAUGUCUACGCCUGGACCACUUAUCAACUCACCCCGGCCUCCCCUAAUACGACGCCUGUUUUCUACUGCUGGAUUAGAGUCCCCUCAACUAGGCGAUGUUCCAUUGGAGGCAUACAAGGAGUUCGAUCUACGUCAAGCCGAAUACUUCACUUUUUUGGACAAGGAGCUGGAGAAGAUAGAUUCGUUCUACAAGAUGAAAGAAGCUCAGGCUGGCGCACGACUGCUGCUUUUGAGGGAGCAAUUGCAUAUAAUGCGUGAUCGUAGAAUGCAAGAGCUCCAAGCUGAGCAGAUAGCUAGGGAGAGAGCAAGGCUAGAACACGAGCGGAUAGCAUCGAGUGGCCAUGCUGGGAUACCCAACAAGUUGACCCUCAAUCACAGGAGUGGGCAACACAAUCGAGCAGUUUCUUCUGCCCUUAAAUGGAUGGAGCCUAUCGAGAAUGCCAUAGGGGUUGGGCCUUCGCGUGUCGGAAAAGUCACCAAGAGUAUGCAGCAAUGGGGAUCCCCAUCAGGGCCACAAGCCCACAAUCCUGAACAAUCAAGUCGCCCUGACUCAUGGAGAGACUUCUCCCGUCGGCCCACGCACCCAGACGACGUCCCAUACCGAGCUGCGAAGCGGAAACUCAAACUUGCCCUUCAAGAAUUUUACAGAGGUCUGGAACUUUUGAAAUCAUAUGCACUCCUGAAUAGAACGGCCUUUCGCAAGAUCAACAAGAAGUACGACAAGGCGAUCAAAGCUCGUCCUACCGGGCGUUAUAUGUCUGAGAAAGUGAACAAGUCGUGGUUUGUGCAGAGCGAAGUCUUGGAGGGGCAACUUGUAGCUGUCGAAGACCUUUAUGCGAGGUACUUCGAGCGUAACAAUCAUAAGAUUGCUGUUGGCAAGCUCAGGAGUAAAAGCGCCAGAGCUGCUGACUUCAGUGGCAGCAUCUUUCGCAAUGGCCUUCUCCUUGCAGCUGGACUGGUUUUUGGCAUUCAAGGAAUCGUGUACGGAGCUGAUCAUUUGUCAAAUUCAGACCCCGUUGUGAGCACUGAUGCGAGCUAUCUCUUGCAGAUUUACGCCGGCUACUUUCUAGGUUUGUUCCUUUUCCUUCUCUUCUGCUUGGAUUGUAAGGUGUGGACACGAGCGAAGAUCAAUUACCCAUUCAUCUUUGAGUUCGACAGUCGGCACAAUCUUGAUUGGCAUCAACUGGCCGAACUUCCAUGCCUGUUGCUGUUCUUGCUAGGGCUAUGCUUGUGGCUCAACUUCCAGCAGUCAGGCACGGACGCCAUGUUCCUUUACUGGCCGGUGCUGUUAAUUGGCCUUACCGUCCUGAUUCUAUUCAUGCCUGCCCCAAUUCUCUACCACAGGAGCCGCGAGUGGUGGGCAUACUCUAAUUUCAGGUUGCUCCUCGCUGGGCUGUAUCCCGUCGAAUUUAGAGAUUUCUUUCUUGGGGACAUGUAUUGCUCCCAGACAUACUCCAUGGGGAAUCUGGAGCUCUUCUUCUGUCUCUACGCAAAGGAUUGGAAUAAUCCCGGCCAGUGUAACUCAACACAUUCACGACUUCUCGGCUUUUUCUCGACAGUUCCCGGCAUUUGGCGAGCAUUGCAAUGUUUAAGACGUUACUAUGAUACCCGGAAUGCGUUUCCUCAUUUGGUCAACUGCGGUAAAUACACAUUUACAAUUCUUUUCUACAUGUCGCUCAGUCUAUACCGGAUCGACAAAAACGAUUCUCUAAAAGCUCUGUUUAUUACCUUUGCGACUGUUAAUUCGAUCUACUGCUCUAUUUGGGAUCUUGCGAUGGAUUGGAGUCUCUGCAACCCGUACUCCGAACACCCUUUUCUGCGCGACGUUCUUGGCUACAAGCGACCUUGGGUGUACUACCUCGCCAUGGUCCUCGACCCUAUACUCCGGUUCAAUUGGAUCUUCUAUGCCAUCUUCUCUGGCGAGCUGCAGCACUCCGCGCUCCUCAGCUUCUUCGUCGGCUUUUCAGAAGUGUGUCGCAGAGGCAUCUGGACAUUGUUUCGUGUUGAAAACGAACACUGUACGAACGUCGGCCGCUUCCGAGCCUCACGAGAUGUGCCGUUACCUUACGAGAUCACGACACCUUCAUCUUCCACACCAGAAGAAGAAGAAGAGCCCCAAUCGCAUCCUUCGCCUGAACAACAUCGCCGUACCGCCCCACUCCAAGCCUCGCCAUCCUCCGUAGGCACAUCAUCCAACCUCGAAGCCCAACCGCAGUCCGGCUCCCUUCGCCGCCGCCAAACCGUGACCAACACCCCUAUCCAACGCGGCAUAGCCCGUGUCGGUACUGUCAUAGCACAGGCUCACGCUCAAGACUUCGAAAAGAAGAGAAGACCCGAUGUUCCUGAAUCCGCGUCUCCGUACCAUGGAGCCAGGACCGGCCCGGUAGAGAGCAGUGAUGAGGAGGAUGAGGAAGAAGAAGGGAGCGAGGCUACCGGUGGCCAUGCGGAAGGAGACGGUGGCGAAGAGACAAGGGCUGAUGAGGAGGAUGUGCAGGAUGUAGGGGAGAUAUUGAGGCGGCAUAAGAGUGCUACCGAGUGA
Molecule: messenger RNA, 3234 nt
Organism: Letharia lupina
Lineage: Eukaryota; Fungi; Ascomycota; Lecanoromycetes; Lecanorales; Parmeliaceae
Exons: 10
Coding region: 1-3234 (1077 amino acids)
Biological process (GO): phosphate ion transport; cellular response to phosphate starvation
Cellular component (GO): Golgi apparatus; plasma membrane; cytoplasm
Molecular function (GO): inositol hexakisphosphate binding
Source: RefSeq, a predicted model, not a curated record